This is a messenger RNA of Acaulospora morrowiae, 595 nucleotides long. The record is from the annotation of a GenBank genome assembly. NCBI's taxonomy places the organism in Eukaryota, Fungi, Glomeromycota, Glomeromycetes, Diversisporales, Acaulosporaceae.
AUGAGAUAUUCACACGGAAAGAAUCAAGACCAAAUUAUAUCCCCCUAUAUUCAAAAAAAGGCAUCUGAUUAUAUAUCUGAUACCCUUUACAAGCCUGGAAAAUCGAUAAAUGAAUUAAACCAUAAUAACAAGCAACUUAAACAAAAGGUUCAAAAAUUACAACGAUCUGAAGAUCGUGUAAUUCAUAAAGUCAGAAAGCUUAACGGUUCUGUUGCACAAUUUAAGCGCAAGCACCACCAAUGUAUAUCCCAAACUCGUGCAGUAGCCAGACACCCACCAGAAUUAAAAGAUGAUGAUAUAAAGGCCAUGAUUAGAAAUAUAGUCAAAAAGAAUAAAAAAGAAUAUAGUACAGACUUUAUAAGACUUACUCUGCAAGUUUCUCAGAUUGGCCAAACAUCCUUUAACACUAUAGCGGCUAGCAUAAAUACCAUCUUUAAUUUUUUGAUGGGGGAUGAUACAGAAUCGUGGAUUUCUGCAGCAACUAUUAGCCGUUGGUAUCGUGAAGUAUCAGAAUUACAUAUGAGAAAUGUAUUCCAGCAAGCCAAUCAGUCAAGUUAUUUCACGUUUGGAAUGAGGGCCGAUGAGUCAAGUCGGG